AUGAGUACUCUAAAAGGGCAUCUUCUAACCCACACUGGCGUAAAGAAUUUCGGUUGUCAGUCCUGCAGCCGCAAGUUUCGUUCUAAACAAGCACUGAAAAGGCACAGCCACAUGCAUAUGGAUGAGAAGCCCUACGACUGCCACCUAUGUCCCGCUGCAUUCGCGGAGAUGAAUAUGUUAAAAAGGCAUGUAUUAACACACUCCGAUGAGCGAGCUCACAGGUGCGACGAAUGCGGAAAGAGUUUCACGUGGAGGUACAAACUUUCACAGCACAAGACUAUGCAUUCGGGUGAAAAGAAGUUCCGUUGUCAGUCCUGUAGCCGAACAUUUAGUUCUAAACAAGCAGUGACAAAGCACACACGCGUGUAUACGGGCGAGAAGCCGUACCACUGCCACCUGUGUCCCGCUGAAUUCGCCCAGUUGGGUACGCUAAAAACGCAUGUUUUAACCCACACUGGCGAGCGGCCUCAUGAGUGCGACGUAUGCGGGAAGAGAUUCGCCCAAAGAUGGAGCCUUUCGCGUCACAAGCGUAUUCACUAA
Rhipicephalus sanguineus (brown dog tick) is the source of this 540-nucleotide messenger RNA. RefSeq names its product gastrula zinc finger protein XlCGF52.1-like. The transcript is spliced from 2 exons. The coding region runs from base 1 to 540 and encodes 179 amino acids. The record is from RefSeq and is a predicted model, not a curated record. Gene Ontology annotation, molecular function: RNA polymerase II cis-regulatory region sequence-specific DNA binding; DNA-binding transcription factor activity, RNA polymerase II-specific. Gene Ontology annotation, cellular component: PcG protein complex; transcription regulator complex. Gene Ontology annotation, biological process: regulation of transcription by RNA polymerase II. Lineage: Eukaryota; Metazoa; Arthropoda; Arachnida; Ixodida; Ixodidae.